AAUGGUGCGGCUAUGUGAGUUUCCAUGGAAACAGCAGCCAAACAAAACAUCACAGUGAACGACCCCACAUUUAUUUGGACACUGUGUGAUACUCUGACGCUGCUGCUUCUGUGUUUUACGUUGAGUUUCAUUCUUCUUCUUCGAAUAAUUGAUACACCGCAUCUGUGAUGGAACCAAAAAAUAUGAACAAUUGCUAUUCGUGGGGAGAGGAUGGCGAGUCGUACGUCGAUGAACAAGAUCGAUCGCUGCCCGCUGUUGAAGUGUCUCUGCCCACCGUCCGACAGCCUUUUCAACUCCUCGAUCAGAUGUUGGAUGACGAAGAACUACCGAGUUUAACCGAGUUAAGCACGAGCGAACCGGAUUCCAUUUCCUGCACCAAUAGUCCGCCGAGCCCCGAAACAUUCUCCAGAAUGACUGAAUACGACAAGCAAGAUGUGUGGAAUCUUUCCGGUAUUCCGGCGUCAGUUGCCAGUAGCAGCCAAUCGCUAAUGCGAACGUCCCACAGCAAGAAAUUCCUGUCUAGAAGCCACAACUCGCUCGUCUUUCGACAGCCAGAUUAUUCUAAAGUGGAGAGCAAAGUCAGGAAAUACAUCGUCUCCAUGAGGGAACAGCAAGAGAAGCGUCGACAGUACUCCAACAAUCAGUUUGACCCAACGCCAGUUCCAGCUUUAGAUGAACUAAUCCCAUCUUCCGAACGGAUGGCACCAGAAGAUGUGACCAAUUUGAAGCAACAAUUGGCUGAUCAAGGAGCCAUGGUCGAGGUACUUCAAGAAGACCAUGACCGACUAACAUUGCACAAUGCCCGACUUUUGAACAUGAUGGAGGAAAUGCGCGCCAAGAUGCGCAUUCUGCAUGCAAAGCAGCAUCAGGGACAGUCACAACAACAGACACGUCGUACAAACAGUCCUCCUCAGCCGGAAGUCGAUAAAGAUCUUUCAUUGAGUAAUGAGAUUUCUUUGUCAUCCAUUGGAGGUGAUGGCCCCCCAACAGCCAUCCAGCUGGGUUUGGCCCAUCAGCAUGAAGCUCUCAGCAUCACGCCAUCCUCUUACCUGGACUUACCCCCUCCAGCCGGACAGUUUAACAGGAAAAGGGAAGAUGAUGAAACCAGUAGCUGUGGCUCAAGCUGGAAUUCAACCAGACUUCAUCAAUCGCAGCAUGAACAGACGCCGAUUGAAACGCCUCCCGCUGGAGGAGUAGACAAAGCAAACGUAACAAAACAGGCCGUUCCCGAAGAGCCGUUGUUGCCAGAAAAUAAUGACAAGCUUAAUUUGCUACUGUUAAAGCAGUUGCAGGAGAUAACCUUUGCAGCUUUAGAAGUCAGAGACCAAACCCGCACUAUUAUCCGCCAAAUAAACCUAAUUCAACCUCCUGUGAAUGAAGAAACGUGAAAGCUGUACCUCUAAACUAAGAAACGAAGGAAAAGGAUAUAUAGUUGUUCGAAUCUUCGAGAGCCAAAUUAAACUUAUGAAUGAUGGACCGCCUUGCUGGCCGAACCAAAAUGGAAUUCCAAUCAACUGAUCGUUAAAGAGGAAGAGCCCCACACUCUGAAGCGUGUGGUUAGUGGCAUCGAUGGUGGGUUUUCUUUUGAGACAUGAUGGCCAUAAAUUGCUAUGGGGAUCUAUCAGGCGCUGAAAAAUAAAUAUAAUAUUUUCAAAGCCGAUAUCCUAAUAUAGAAGCCACACUGGCCGGUAUCGCAACCAGCAACAAAGCUUCUUUCCAUGCUCCCAUGUUUUCCCAGCAUGUUUCCAAGCGCUCCACGGUAUCCUUAGCGCGUCGUUGUCUGAUACCUGCUGCUCAAGCUCGAUGGGGGCCCUAGCGCGUAUCUUCCUGAUUUUCAAUCACACGCGCAUUUCUCAUCGUCGACAGACCGGUUGGAAUCAUUAUGUACCCGGCCGCGAUUAAAUCUUGGCCGAUGGCAACAAAAGCUAACAUUUUAUGAUCUCAACUUGAUCUUGAAGGACUAUACUGAAUCUGUGGUUAAUGAGACCAGUUCAGGCCAAGAUUUUAAAAUAUUUGACUUUAAAUGUUAUUGUGCUUUUCAGGGUAGUCAUAUAGAGGAUCGCCAGACGGCUUUAAUCGAGGUUACAUUGUUCGAAGUUUUGUGCCUUUAAAUUUUCUGUGAUGUGUUUUUAAAAAUGCGGAUGAAGCUUAACACAUAAAACAGUAAAAACAAAAUCCAUUAGAGAUGUCACCAGCAAUUUUCUUCUUUAAUUGUUCAUGUAAAAAGGAUGAUUUACCGAAAUCUGUUGAAUGUUUGUCAGUGGGUUCGAGAGUUGUGC
Daphnia magna is the source of this 2279-nucleotide messenger RNA. RefSeq lists its product as uncharacterized. The record is from RefSeq and is a predicted model, not a curated record. Bases 168 to 1388 code for a protein of 406 amino acids. NCBI's taxonomy places the organism in Eukaryota, Metazoa, Arthropoda, Branchiopoda, Diplostraca, Daphniidae. The transcript has 5 exons.